AUGGCCAAUAAAUAUAAUGUGCAGAGAUUUCUGGAGCAGAAGUAUGCACACAGUCAGUCCUACUAUUAUGCGAAAACUCUGAAUGAUUUUGUGAGUUCUGCCCGAACUUCAGAUGUGAUUGAGUUCUAUUAAGUUAUGGCCUUUAGGGAUGAUUCUGAAUAUCUAAAGCGAUUCUAUUGCUUAAGCGAGGUGUUCGAAAAGCUUCGCCUCUUUGCAGAAUACUACAAAUAUCAUAAUGAGAUUCCGAGAUUCUUCAUGCCCUAUAUAUGCAGGAUAAUGAGCAACUAUCACGAUAAAAGGAGAAGGAUUGAAUAUUACAGGAUCAAAAGAAUCAUCGAAGAGGAAAAUAGAAAUAAUCCCAAUAAACCCAAAAAGGCUAUUGUUGGAGACUCCCCGAAAGAAGAUAAUCCCACAUCUCCCAAGCCCUAAUAAGUUUAUAGCAAGAUCCUUUCUGGAAUCUAGGAUGCUUCAACAACUAUCGAAACGAUCAAUAAUAAAUUGAAUGCAUUAUAAAUAAAUGUAGGCGAGCUAAAUCUUUAGCCAUCCAACCGAGAACACGAAUAGUUACAGAACUUCAUUUAGUUUAUGAUAGAUAAAUAAAAAUUGAAGACUGUCGCUUAACACACGUAGCUCAACUCCCCUAAAACAUAUAAUAAACUUCCGAUUGGAGUAAGUUAGCAGACAAUCAAACAAAUUAUUUCGAGAACAACCAAAAAUUAAUAGACUUUUCACUUGUCACCAAAGACAGGAUAAGAAGCUUAAUCUUAAGUUGGUGCUUAUACAUAGAGAAUCCUAAAAGAUCCUUUAAAGAAAAUGCUCACUCCUGCUCAAAUCUACACUAUUAACUCCCCUUUGAAUCACAAUAAUACGGCAUUCCAAUUGAAAUCGAAAAUAACCUCAUCGAGAAGCAAAUAAUAGAGUCUCUCUAUAUCCAAGUAAUUUAAAAUAGGUGAUGCUUUACAUUUACCUUUACGGAUGCACUAACAUACUAGAUCAGAUGUUCGAUUUUAUAGAAAAUGA
This is a messenger RNA of Paramecium tetraurelia, 1020 nucleotides long. RefSeq lists its product as uncharacterized. Lineage: Eukaryota; Ciliophora; Oligohymenophorea; Peniculida; Parameciidae. The transcript has 4 exons. The record is from RefSeq and is a predicted model, not a curated record.